Messenger RNA from Solenopsis invicta (red fire ant), 1332 nucleotides. RefSeq lists its product as uncharacterized. NCBI's taxonomy places the organism in Eukaryota, Metazoa, Arthropoda, Insecta, Hymenoptera, Formicidae. Bases 419 to 664 code for a protein of 81 amino acids. The record is from RefSeq and is a predicted model, not a curated record. The transcript has 3 exons.
GGGCAUUUGUAGCAGUCCGUUAAGGUAGAGUCCGUUUGAGAGGUGUGCACGUGUUCGGACGUGUUUGUCCAUUAUAAAAUUUUAGCAGGAUUGCUGAUGCGGACAAACGUCAUUAGACUCUUGUAUUAUUUAUACUUUUAUACUUCAAUUUCACUUUUAGUCUUCGAAAUAUAGUUAAAUCGUUCUUGCUAAUCAAAAGAGGGCGGGCACCAUUAAAACUUGGAGACUUGUAGCAGUUUAAGCCGUUAAAGCAACGUAAACACUUGCUUUGAUCAUGUCGAAGCUACAUGCUCGAUGGUGAUUGGGCAAAGAAGAAAUAAGAAGAAAAAGGAAACAUUAGACUUAUAGUUAUUGUGUGGGACGCAAUUUGGAUGCUAUACGCAUUUAUCGUCUUGUUUACAGAUUUUAUCUAUAAACAAUGGAGUCAGGAUAUAUAAUAAAGAAUAACGCAAGGAUCACUGCGAAAGAUGUAUCAAAUUCAGAUGCAUUGUCAGAAUGCAUCUGUUAUAGACCACACUCUAAUGUCAUAUGCAAUGGUUGUGGAUUUUGGACUAGAGGAAGAGUAAGAAACUGUUGUCCUCAACAUCCUAAGAUUGUUUUUUUACACGAUCAUGCUCAAUGUCCACGCUGCAGGAGCUAUGCCUUCAUGCUUACAGAAAUUUAGGACAAGCGUAACAUCAGUCUUUUCAUUGCAUUACAGAUAAGUUACAAAUUAGAUAGGUAAAAUAAAAGGGAGGUUUAAAAAGAUGAUUAAAAAUUGCUAAAUAAUUUAUUUGAAUAAGACUUAUUACUGUUGUUUUCUACAUUAAGCGAGUAAACGUAAAGAGCGAAGAAUGUAAAUAACAAAUUUCGCAACUGCAACAAUUGAGAUUUGUUUGGAAAAGGCUGAGAUAUUUUCAUAUAUCUAUAUAAGAUGAUAUUGAAAGAUAAGCAUUUAUGUAACUGUUAGACUGUCAAAAUGUUUAAUACUUGUUUAGAAGUAACAAAAGUAUUUUGCUUUAUUUUUUGUUCUUUUUUUUUUAAUAUACAGAGUGUUAUCAGAAAUACUAGUAUAUUUGUUACAAACAACACUAGUAUUACAAGAAAGUAUGAAAUUAAUGAUUUAUUAUAAAAAUACACAUGUGUGUAUAUAUACACAGUAACAGUAAUAAACAGUAACAAAAUAUUUUGACAGUGAAGUUUAUAGAUAAGAAGACAAGAGACGAUACAUUGUCUUAACAAAUUUAAUACUAUAUAUUCAAUAUACUUUGUAUUCUGCCAAAUAUAAGAGCUGACUUGUCUCAUAUAAUAUUUUCAAAUAAAGUGUGUCUAUAAAAGAUCAUGUAUGGAAAA